Molecule: messenger RNA, 753 nt
Organism: Medicago truncatula (barrel medic)
Lineage: Eukaryota; Viridiplantae; Streptophyta; Magnoliopsida; Fabales; Fabaceae
Product: copper transporter 5
Exons: 1
Coding region: 162-590 (142 amino acids)
Biological process (GO): copper ion transmembrane transport
Cellular component (GO): plasma membrane
Molecular function (GO): copper ion transmembrane transporter activity
Source: RefSeq, a predicted model, not a curated record
UCACGUAACUCCGAAAAAACAGACACAUACGCCAACUUUUUCCUUCAUCCUAAACACCUUGCAGAAACACUCACAAAACAAAAACCUUGAAAUUUUCAAAACAACCUUGUUUAUUUUUCCGACAUAGAUCGGAAAAUUUCAAAACCUUAAUUUUUCCGAAGAUGAUGCACAUGACAUUAUAUUGGGGAAAAAACGUGACACUAUUAUUUGAUUCAUGGAAAACCAAUUCAUGGACGAGUUAUCUACUGAGUUUAAUAGCGUGCUUCAUUAUUGCAACAUUCUACCAAUAUCUGGAAAAUCUUCGGAUUCGGUUGAAGUUUUUCUCCGGUGAAGGGAGAACAACUCCGGUGCCGGAGAUUCGGACUCCUCUUCUUGGAUUGAAUAAGGUUUCGAGGAACAAGGUUGUUGAGUCGGUUUUAUUUGGUGUGAAUUCGGCUAUCGGGUAUUUGUUGAUGUUGGCUAUAAUGUCGUUUAAUGGUGGUGUUUUUUUGGCUAUCGUGGUCGGAUUAACGUUUGGUUACUUCUUGUUUAGGAGUCAGGGUGACGAAGAGGCUGCGGUUGUUGUUGAUAAUUCUUGUGCAUGUGCUUAGUUUGUGUGUUUUUUGUGGUUGAAAUUCAUUUGUUGUAAUGAUCACUUGUGAAUUGGUUUAUAAAUUAUAUUCUCUUUUUCUGCGAUUUUUCUGUUGUAUGUUCUAUUCUGUAUCAUCAAAAUGAAAUAGUGGUAGUAAUAUGCGUUGGAGUUUUUGGUUCUUA